AUGAUUCAACAACAUCCCACCACCUCUUUGAACGGACUUGCGAGCGGGCUCGUCCCCUUGAAAGCCGCCGACGGCAGCAACUCGCUCACCGUUGUCGACAACAGAACCGGUCAGACCUACACAGUCCCCAUCUGGCACAACUCGGUCAAUGCGGCCGAGUUCAAGCAGAUCAAGACGCCCGAGGAUCCCGACAACCUCGCCGACCAGAACAACCAGGGGUUACGCAUCUUCGACCCUGGAUAUGGCAACACCACCGUGGCCGAGAGCACCAUCACUUUCAUUGACGGCCUGAAGGGUAUGAUUCAGUACCGCGGCUACGACAUCAAGGACAUUGUCAAAAGCGAUAAGCGAGUUAUCGACGUGUGCCACCUCCUGUGGCGGGGUGCCUGGCCCACCAAGGAACAGGCGCAAAAGUUCCAGCAGGAGCUGAACAACGUGCCCGUCAUCAACGACACCGUGCUCGGUGCCAUCCGGGCAAUUCCCAAAGAUGGCUCGCCCGUCGGCAUGAUCAUCAGCGGCCUGAUGGCGCUGCAGUCGCAAGACAUGGACCUCGUGCCCGCCCAUGCCGCCGCCACCAUCUACCACAACGACCCGGCCCUCGUCGACACGCAGCUCGUGCGCAUCUUCUCCAGCCUCGUCCAGAUCACCGCGGCGGCGUACUGCCACGCCACGAGCCGCGCCUUCACACCGCCCCGCGCCGACUUCUCGACCAUCGAGAACUUCUUCCUCAUGACGGGCCACAUCGAGGCGCACACGGGCCUGCCCAACCCGCGCUACGUGCGCUACUUCGAGACGCUCUGGACCCUGCUGGCAGACCACGAGAUGACGUGCUCGACGGCGGCCAUGCUGCAAACCGCCUCGGCCAUGCCCGACGCCAUCUCGGCCCUGGUGUCGGCCAUCUCGGCCUUCUACGGCCCGCUGCACGGCGGCGCCAUCGAGGUCGCCUACCGCCACAUCCGCGAGCUGGGCGGCGUCGAGAACAUCCCGGCCAAGAUGGCCCGCGUGCACGCGCGCGAGGAGCGCCUGUACGGCUACGGCCACCGCGUCUACCGCGUGCCCGACCCGCGCUACAAGCCCAUCCAGGACAUCCUGUUCGAGCUCAAGUCCGAGGUCGACGCCGACCCGCUGCUCAAGGUCGCCCUCGAGCUCGACCGCGUCGCCCGCCACGACGACUACUUCAUCAAGCGCAAGCUCAACCCCAACGCCGACCUCUACGCCACUCUGGCGUACAAUGCCAUGGGCUUCGCUCCGGACUGGAUUCUGCCCAUCACCAUCAUCGCCAGAAGUCAGGGCCUUCUUGCCCACUUCAAAGAGGCUAUGCUGCAACCCCAGCGUAUCUGGCGUCCUGGCCAGGUGUACACUGGCCCGUUGAACAAGAAGCUUGAUGAGUAA
Messenger RNA from Diplodia corticola, 1392 nucleotides. RefSeq names its product citrate synthase. Gene Ontology annotation, molecular function: acyltransferase activity, acyl groups converted into alkyl on transfer. The transcript is spliced from 5 exons. NCBI's taxonomy places the organism in Eukaryota, Fungi, Ascomycota, Dothideomycetes, Botryosphaeriales, Botryosphaeriaceae. The record is from RefSeq and is a predicted model, not a curated record. The coding region runs from base 1 to 1392 and encodes 463 amino acids. Gene Ontology annotation, biological process: tricarboxylic acid cycle.